Molecule: messenger RNA, 2088 nt
Organism: Mugil cephalus (flathead mullet)
Lineage: Eukaryota; Metazoa; Chordata; Actinopteri; Mugiliformes; Mugilidae
Gene: pglyrp6
Product: peptidoglycan recognition protein 6
Exons: 5
Coding region: 123-1544 (473 amino acids)
Biological process (GO): detection of bacterium; defense response to Gram-positive bacterium; peptidoglycan catabolic process
Molecular function (GO): zinc ion binding; peptidoglycan immune receptor activity; peptidoglycan binding
Source: RefSeq, a predicted model, not a curated record
GUAGGCGUAGCUACGGUAUACGCUCAACAUUACAUAACCAGCCUGAACUUCUAUAAAUUAGAGAGAGGAACUGAGGGGAACGCAUUUGAAGCUUGGACCUGAAUGUGUGCAGAAGGCUCAGGAUGGACAAAGGUUGCUGGAGAGUGGCCCUGACGUUGGCCCUGGUGCUGCUGGUCAGCGCAUACACAGGAGCAUCAUUAUCCUGGAGCAUGGUGGACUUCAUAGAGGCCGUAAAGCGGGUGGAAGAUGCGUACCCUGGAUCAGAGCCAGUAGCUGUGCUGAAGAGGCUGCGCGGGGCAGCAGACCUCAACGAUGCCUUCAUUAGGCACUUCCUUGGAAAUGCCAAGGUCCGUGUAACUAAACUGGAGGCUAAUCUCACGGAUUAUAUUAUCAACGCUGUGCCUCACGGAGUGACAGAAAACGGCCAAGAAGAAGGCGUGGUUCUCACUCCUGAUGGCACCACCGUCGCCCUCAGACCAGUUCUCCUCGGCAUCGAGGCCGGUCUUCUGUCCAAGACUGCAGGGCGUGCCCGAGGCCUGUACCAGCUCACCCUGGCCAAAGAUCUCAGCCAUUCCUUCAGGCAGUGCUCUCCUCUCUCUAGGCGCCUCGGACCAGAUGGCUGCUGGGACAGCGUAGCCUUUCCCCAAUUCUUCACCCUCUCCGACAGGCCCUCUCUGCUCACCACUGCUCAGGUCAACGGAGGCAUGGACGGUGUGGUACUGGGCAUGGAGGUUUCUCACGAAUCCAGACGUCCUGUCAAGCUGAGCAGCCUGCUGACAGAGUACUACUGCCAUCAGCUGGAGAGCAACGGACUGGACGCUGCACCUCGCCUCGUCAGCCGGCGCCGCAGGGAGAACUUCAGAGGGCUCGUUGCCCCUCCGGUGCUGGUCAGGCAGGGGGUGAAAUCUGCUGAGCUAGAGCGGAAACUGAAAGGACAGUCGGAGAUGGCGGCAAAGGAGAAGAGGCGGCUGGGAACUGCGAUGAGGGAAGGAAUGAAAGAGUUUGUCCAUAAGUACAUGGACUGUCCUCCCAUCAUUCCUCGCUGCAUGUGGGGCGCAGAGCCGUACAGGGGAACGCCCACCAACCUGACUCUGCCUCUGUCCUUCAUGUACAUCCAUCACACUCACACACCAGGCCAGCCCUGCGUCACCUUCCACCAAUGCUCCGCAGACAUGCGCUCCAUGCAGCGCUUCCACCAAGACGACAGAGGCUGGGACGACAUUGGAUACAGUUUUGUCGCAGGCUCCGACGGGUACAUCUACGAGGGACGAGGAUGGCACUGGAGAGGAGCCCACACCCUCGGACACAACUCCAAAGGCUUCGGAGUUUCCUUCAUCGGAAGCUACAUCACCAGUCUACCCUCUCAACACGCCAUGGGGUUGGUGAGAGAUCAACUGGCGUCCUGCGCUGUCGAUGGAGGACGACUAGAUGCUACAUUCACCGUGCAGGGUCACAGACAGGUGGUGAACACUUCCUGUCCCGGAGAAGCCCUGUACAAGGAAAUAAAAAGCUGGGAACGCUUUGGGGAGGUCCAGAAGUCAUGAAGAAGUUGUGAGGAUUUAUCUUCUUGGAAGGAGGAAGAAAGUAAAUUUUUUUCUUGUUCUUUUUGGCUUGUUGCUAACAUUGUAACACUUUGACGUCAGUCCUGUGUUUUUAUACUUGAACAGUACUUGCGUGCUACAUUUGGUUUUGUUAUUCCACUACUUUUACACAAAGGAUACCUGCAGUAGGAUCAAACUUAAUCACGAUACGUGAAAGUACAAAGAGAUUCACUUUUCCAACUGAUCUAUAAAACAAGACCAUGUACCUGUUAAUGAUAUACGCUUGAAUGAGAUCACCAGGAAAAGUCAUGUUUUCACUCCCAGACAUACCAACAGCUGUGAUGUUCUUUGGUCAAAACUAACUAUGCCUUUGGAAUGAGCUAUAUAAAUUCUGUAUAAAUAAAUAAUAGUAGGAUAUGUAAGCUAGUUAAGUUACAAACUAUAUAAAUUCUGUAUGUAUACAGUAUGAAUAUAUAUUAGUAACACAGUCAGGAUUUGUCAAACACUCAUCUUUCAUCCCUGCUCAUUAAAUAAACUGUUGAAACAG